AUGGACAACAAACUGCUUGAGGACCACCUGCUUGAGCGCCGGAUCUACGAGCGACUUGGGAAGCACGACCGCAUAUGCGAGUUGAAAUAUCCAGUCCGCCGCGGUCUCGUUCUGGAGAGGCUGGUCCAAAACUUGAGGGAGCGGCUCAGGGGCGUUCCAAAUAGCAGCGACAGUGGCAGUGGCAGUUCGCCUUCCAGAGACGAGAUGUUGAGAUGGUCGAUUCAGGCUGCGGAGGGGGCUGCUUACAUACAUGAGAAGGGUGUAAUCCAAGCCGACUUGACCUGUAUAAAUCUGCUUUUGGACAGGGAUGGCAAUCUCAAGUUCUGCGACUUCGCUGGCUCCUCCAUCGACGGCUCUACCGCGCUAGUAAUGCCUGACACGGACUUCGAACGCCCAGAUAUGGACUACAAGGUACCGAGCAUCCAGGAUGAUCUGUUUCAGCUGGGAAGCGUCAUCUAUGAGAUCUGGACGGGCAACGCGCCCUCUCGCAGAGGAGAUCAGCAAUGGCCAGAUUUAGCCAGCAUUCCUCCUGCAAGUACCAUCAUGAAGUGCUGGCGCGGCCACUAUCAAUCGGCUGCGGAGACUAUGCUGGAACUCGAAGCACAGGCUGUUUCCAUGCAAUGA
Messenger RNA from Capronia epimyces CBS 606.96, 624 nucleotides. RefSeq lists its product as uncharacterized. The record is from RefSeq and is a predicted model, not a curated record. The transcript has a single exon. Bases 1 to 624 code for a protein of 207 amino acids. NCBI's taxonomy places the organism in Eukaryota, Fungi, Ascomycota, Eurotiomycetes, Chaetothyriales, Herpotrichiellaceae. Gene Ontology annotation, biological process: intracellular signal transduction; protein phosphorylation. Gene Ontology annotation, molecular function: ATP binding; protein serine/threonine kinase activity.